Molecule: messenger RNA, 1108 nt
Organism: Malania oleifera
Lineage: Eukaryota; Viridiplantae; Streptophyta; Magnoliopsida; Santalales; Ximeniaceae
Product: small ribosomal subunit protein eS6-like
Exons: 6
Coding region: 150-899 (249 amino acids)
Biological process (GO): translation
Cellular component (GO): ribosome
Molecular function (GO): structural constituent of ribosome
Source: RefSeq, a predicted model, not a curated record
UCAACCCAAACUUGAUUAAAACGGGUCGCUAGCAUUGCCCCAUUUGCCACACCUUGAUAUUCACAGAAGCCCUAAUUCUUCACUCGAAUAGGGGCCAGGGCAUUUUCUUCGUUCCGCUCUCUGUUCAGUGUUCACAGCCGCCGGGGGAGAUGAAGUUCAAUAUUGCAAACCCUACUACGGGAUGCCAGAAGAAGCUAGAAAUUGACGAUGAUCAGAAACUUCGAGCUUUUUUUGACAAGAGGAUCUCCCAGGAGGUUAGCGGAGAUGCUUUGGGCGAGGAGUUCAAGGGCUAUGUAUUUAAAAUAAUGGGAGGAUGUGACAAGCAAGGUUUUCCAAUGAAGCAAGGAGUUCUGACUCAAGGCCGUGUCCGUCUUUUGCUUAGCCGAGGGACCCCCUGCUUCCGUGGGCAUGGUAGGAGAAAUGGGGAACGUAGGAGGAAAUCAGUUCGUGGAUGCAUUGUUAGCCCAGACCUUUCAGUUCUGAACUUGGUUAUUGUGAAGAAGGGUGAGAAUGAUCUUCCUGGACUGACUGAUGUGGAGAAACCAAGAAUGAGAGGUCCAAAGAGGGCAUCAAAGAUCCGGAAGCUGUUUAACCUCUCCAAGGAGGAUGAUGUUCGGAAAUAUGUUAACACGUACCGUCGAACCUUCACAACAAAAUCUGGUAAAAAAUGCAGCAAAGCUCCCAAAAUACAGAGGCUGGUUACCCCACUGACUUUGCAGAGGAAACGGGCAAGGAUUGCAGAGAAAAAGAAGAGAAUUGCAAAGGCCAAAGCAGAGGCAGCAGAGUAUCAAAAGCUUCUUGCCAGCAGGUUGAAGGAGCAGCGAGAACGCCGAAGUGAGAGCUUAGCAAAGAGGAGAUCAAAACUCUCUGCCGCUUCUAAGCCAUCAAUUUCAGCUUAACUCACUGUCGUGCAAUUGUUAGUAUUUUGAUCAAUUAAUUCUGUUGUCUUUUAUCUGGACACCUUAGCCAUGUUGAGGUAAUUUGGCAGUCCUUUAGAUUCAAGGUCUCGUUUACUUUACUACUAAAUACCUGGGAUUUUGAACGCGCUGGUGGAUUCUAUAUGGUAUUCUGUGUUACAUUUUAAUUAGGAAUUUCCAUUCAUUUUUUU